UUCCACUUGCAGUCAGAAGUUUUUCUCAUUCUUAGACACUAAUAGAGCUUUUCUGUUUUGCAUUCUGCUCUUUGGAGUCUUUCCUGUUGUCACAGAAAUUAUUUGCCAUGAUCAUCUUUUCUACGAAUUCCUCAAUGCUUUUAGGGAUAGAGCUGUCAGAUGUCUGUUCUUGAGACGAAAUUCCUAACCCACAGUGACUGUGCAGAGCUGAAGUCUCCUCGUCCUGCCUUAAUUGCUGCUCAAAGUGACGCUGCAGGUGAAUGCCAACAAUGGAUAAAAACAUAGGAACCGACAGAACUGCAAAGAACACCCUGGCGAAGGCGCUGUACGACAACAAGGCGGAGUGCUCGGACGAGCUGGCCUUCCGCAAGGGGGACAUCCUGACGGUCCUGGACCAAAAUGUCAUUGGCAGCGAGGGCUGGUGGAAAUGUUCCCUGCAUGGCAGGCAGGGCCUGGCCCCUGCAAACCGCCUCCAGCUCCUCACUGCCUGCCAGGCUCUCCCGCUGCCUCCUCCUGCCCGCAGCGACUUGGCGGAGUCACCAGCAGGCCAACAAAACAUCUACCAGGUGCCCUCCCUCCCCAAGCCUACUGUGUCAUCAUCUACCUAUGAGAAGAUGGAAGGGUGGGUUAAAUCUCCAGCGAGGGUCUGUACCCUGCCUGCCCCAGGAAUAUACCAGGUACCAGCCUUGGCUGCACAGCUGCUCAGUGAAAGGACCCAAAGCUCAACAAACCAGCACCUGCUUACUCUUCCGAGAGCGUGCCGGGCUUCAGUCCCAAAUAUCAGGAGUGAAGUGUAUGAUGUUCCAUCCACCCAGCGCCGGGAGUCCCUGCUCACCCAGAGUGGUGCCACUCCACCCACCACACGGAAGGGAUCUGUGCUGCUCAGGUCCACUGAGCAUUUCCAGGAAGAGCAGAAGCAGCUUUACAGCAUCCUCUCCAGCCCAGAAAAGGCAGCAGGUGUUAUCCAGAAAGACCAACCAGUGAGUAAUUUAUAUGAUGUCCCUCCCAAAAGAGAAACUGAUGUUUCAGAAAACGAAUCUCAGAAAAAGUUCUGGGGCCACUACAAUACCUUGCCAAAUCCUCGAAAGUCAGAAUGGAUUUAUGAUAUUCCAGUGUCUCCUGAAAAAUCAGGAUUAAAACAAAACCCUUCUGGCCAUUCCUUGGAGAGCCAGGUGCUGUAUGAUAUACCGCCAGCCAGGUACAAGGCACUGACAACAAACACUGAAGCCAAAGUUGUAAAUCCACAGUUAUAUGAUGUUCCACCAACACAAUGGAAAUCAACAUUUCCAGAGAUCCAUCUUUACGAUGUUCCAUCCUCACGGGACAUGCUCCUUUUGCCACAGAAUGGGAGCUGUGAUGUAACCCCAAGUCUCCUGGCUUCAAAGGCUGAGAAACAGAUCUCUGGAGGGAACGUUUAUGCUAUUCCAAAAGGUUUGCCCACUGCUUGGCAGUGCAAGAAAGAGAUGGAAAAAGCCAGUGAUAGUUCUGGAGACCAAGCAUACAGUGCUCCUCCACAGCUCUCAAGAGAUGCCAAAUUAGAGCAAGACAGAUUAUCUGUUUCUAGUGUAGACAGCAGGAGCAGCACACUCUCUACAUCCUCAAACUCUUCUGCUGAGUCUACUUCUACAUCAUCAUCUGAAGAGCCUGCCAAAGAAAUUAAACUGGAACUUGACGUAGCCAUAGAGACACUGACCAGAUUGCAGCACAGUGUAUCCAGCUCGGUUGCAAGUUUGAUGAUCUUUGUGAGUAGUAAAUGGAGAUUACAAGAGCACCUAGAGAAAAGCAUUGAAGAAAUCCAUAGAGCAGUGGAUCACAUAAAAGUGUCACUGGGAGAGUUCUUGGCCUUUGCUCAAGUUGUAAAGGCAAACGCCUCUUACCUUGCUGAUAGCAACCUGCAGACCAGAAUUAAAAAACAGCUAGAAAUUCUUAGUAACUCAUUCAAAAUCUUAACGGAAACAAGAGAAGCUCUAAACAACUGCAACUGGUCACUAGAGGCUUUGGUCCUCAGAAAACCCCAGAACAACCCAGACGAUCUGGAUCGCUUUGUCAUGGUGGCCCGCACCGUUCCAGACGACAUCAAGAGAUUCGUAUCCAUCAUCAUUGCUAAUGGAAAGCUCCUCUUCAGAAAGAAUGAGAAGGAGCAAGAAAUGAAGCAAGCAAAAGUGAACCCAGAAUACAAAAUGGCAAAACAAAUUACACUCCCAAGAAGAACAGAAAUAGACUCACUUCAAAGAAACGCUCCCGAUAAACCCAACCAAAGUCGGGUCUCUUCUGAGAAACCACAAGAAAACGCCACUGAGGACUGUGAAUAUGUUCAGUUGCAGGCACAGAGAAUCAUUUCAGGUGAAGAAGUAGCAAAGAAGAGUACAGACUCAAAACCAAAGGUUUUGCCAUCUGCAAAAAAGACUGUCAUUCAAAGCAAGGAGGAGUCUGCCAAGAAAAUUGCUCUCUCAGAACACUGCAAGCUGUGUUUUGUUGCACUUCACAAGGCAAUCGGUGUGUUCGCGAAUAGUCUGAGCACCAACCAGCCACCCGAGGUCUUCAUAUCCCACAGCAAACUGAUCAUUAUGGUGGGACAGAAGUUGGUGGAUUGUCUCUGCCAGGAAACUCAAGAAAGAGAUGCUCGGAACGACAUUCUCCACAGCAGCAGCAGGUUUUGCAGCCUCUUGAAGAAUCUGGCUCUUGCCACCAAAAAUGCUGCCAUUCAGUAUCCAAACCCAGAUGCCAUAAGGGAACUUCAGGAUCAAACUGAGGAGCUGGCUAAGUACACACAGCAGUUUAGAGCGAUGAUGGAAUGAAAAUUCUUCAUCGUUGUUGUUCCUUUGGUAGGUGGCAGCCAAGGGGGACAGACACAGCUCAGUGACACCAACUUUCAGUCACCUCUAGGAGCUCCUGCUGGGCAGUUCCCUGGCUUUAGGAGGUGAAGAUCCACACAACAGCAGAUGCAGAAGAGGAGUUGAAAAUUAAAUUUGUACUUUCUUCUCCAUUGUUCGGAGCCUGCCUAGAAAUGUUGUCAUCUUAGUGGCUGGGCAGGAAUGUUUGCUGUGCAUUAGAGCAAAAUUAUUUUAUUAUGUGGCUGAUUUAUUGUUUUAAAAAAAUAUCUAUACAGGUCAGAAUUUUUUUUUUUUCCUUUUUUGGUAUGUAAGGUCUCUCUUUCCAUUUUACUGCACAGUGGUUUAUAUUUUAUGAUAAUCCUCUCAUCAUUUCUUCCCUGAGGACUUCACUGAAAAACUGUCAUUACAAUUUUAUUUUUUUUUAACAGCUGCAAAGCUAUUUGUUGUUUUUAAUGCGUAUGUGUUACAGUAUGGAAUCUGGCAGGUAUUACAGACAUUACUGGGAAAUGCUCCAGCUGGUAUCUAAGAAGAGAGGAAAACUGACUUAGAGGAAUCCUGGCUCCUGGAAAAUGGAUGGGGAGCAUGGCUUGGUCAUCCUCUGUGCCAGCCUGAGGCUGCUGAGAACGUUGCUCCGACAGAAACAGAAUCUGAGUCACCAAAGAUGCAGAUGGAGAAGCUCUUCCCACAAACUGGAAAGGUGAUGCUGUUUCUUGCUGGGUGCCCAGAGCACCCACGCUGGGCUGGCAGCUCCUCAGCUUCAUCCCUGGAGCCUGGACCUGGAACACGAGGAUGAAGGAGGCCCUGUAACCCCCCCCAAUAGCCUGUUUCUGUGCCUGCCUUGUUUGUAAUUUUUCCCCAUUAAUUUAUUUUCAAGUUUUAAUCUGGAAUUUCAAAGUCUGGCCUUGCUUGGCAACAUUGUACCCGUGUCUUUGCCCAAAAAGGGGCAGUUCUGUGUCUGUGGAGAAAACCAGCUCC
This is a messenger RNA of Apus apus (common swift), 3809 nucleotides long. It is a transcript of the gene CASS4, whose product is annotated as Cas scaffold protein family member 4. Gene Ontology annotation, molecular function: protein binding. NCBI's taxonomy places the organism in Eukaryota, Metazoa, Chordata, Aves, Apodiformes, Apodidae. The transcript has 7 exons. Gene Ontology annotation, biological process: cell surface receptor protein tyrosine kinase signaling pathway; cell migration. The record is from RefSeq and is a predicted model, not a curated record. Bases 261 to 2798 code for a protein of 845 amino acids. Gene Ontology annotation, cellular component: cytoplasm; plasma membrane.